Ictidomys tridecemlineatus (thirteen-lined ground squirrel) is the source of this 2950-nucleotide messenger RNA. Lineage: Eukaryota; Metazoa; Chordata; Mammalia; Rodentia; Sciuridae. The record is from RefSeq and is a predicted model, not a curated record.
AUGCAGAGCUUCUACAGACAGGAGAGGGUGUGGGCAGAGCUUCUGGGGUGAGGGUGUUUGUGUGGGGUUUUCCAAGCCAAAUUUAAUAGUGAACUUCUGAGGGCUUGUUGAAGGCAAAGCUCCUGGAGAAGCACUUUUUGGUAAAAUCUGAGAGAGGAGCUAGAGCAUGGAGUGUGUGUGAAUGGAGGCUGCUGUGUUGCCCUAAGAAAUAUGGACAGGUUAUGAAUUUGAUUAGAUGCUUAAGAGCUUUGUGCUGGGUGGUGCCUGGGAGCUUGAGCUAGACUGCUAAGCCUAGGGAAAUAGGUUGUGAAUUCAAGUUUUGGGUCCAAAACCACAACAUUCUCCCAGAGCACACAUUCUUGACCCUGAGCUCAAGCCUUGGGUCCUGCCCUUGAGACACCUGGAUGCCCAUUGAACUGAAUCUUAGAACCUUGGAGGAAUAUUGUAAACCUCCAGAAACUUGUAUCCAAAUGGGGUCCAGUGUGUACCAGAGCUGAGAACUCUGGACUCAGACCCAGUCUCUGACACAGUGUAAGCUCAGCUUCCUAAUCUGAACGAAGAACCGAUUUUUCCUGGGCUUAUUUGCUAAUCAACAUAUACUUGCUGGGUAUUGUGAUGGGGAUAGGAGAAAAAGCAGUGAAAAAGACAGAUGUAGUUACUGACCUCACUGAUGUUCUAUGUUAGUGGAAGAGACAGACAAUAUACAUAUGUUAACAAAUGAAUAAGAUAAUUUUAGAGAGUGAAUUGUGGGGGAAAAAUAGAAAUAGUAUAGAGAAUGAUGGGGGCAGGUACUUCAAAAAUAUUUGUUAGGGCUGGAGGUAGAUCAGUAGUAGAAUGUGCUUAGCUUGUGUGAAGUUCUUGUUUCAACACCCAGCAAUGAAAAAAAAAGAAAGAAAAGAAUGAGGAAUGAAAAAUGGCAUUCAGGGAAGGGUUUUUCAGACAGAGGAUACACCAAAUGUAAGAGGUAUCAGCAAGCUGGACAUAAUGGCACAUGCCCAUAAUCCCAGCAGCUCUGGAGGCUGAGGCAGAAGAAGUGCAAGUUCAAAGCCAGCCUAAGCAACUUAGCGAGACCCUGUCUCAAAAUAAAAAGGGUUGGGGAUGUAGUUCAGUGGCUAAGUGCCUCUGGGUUCAAUCCCCAGUUCCAAGGAAAAAAAAAAAAGAGGUAAUGACAAAAUUAAUUCAUAAAAUGAGACAACAGGUAAGUGGUAGCCAGUAUCAUUGCUAUUAUCCUUGACAUAUACUGCCUGGCUUGAGCAUCUACUUUAUGUUGAGACCCACAGGAGGACGAAGAGGUCCCAACAGGACAUCUUACUGUCGAAAUCCGCUCUGUGAGCCAGGAUCCUCAGGAGGCUCUGGUGGGGGCCACACUUCUAGCGCAUCAGUGACCAGUGUCCGUUCUCGCACUAGGAGCAGUUCUGGAACAGGCCUCUCCAGCCCUCCUCUGGCCACUCAGACAGUUGUACCUCUGCAACACUGCAAGAUCCCCGAGCUGCCAGUUCAGGCCAGCAUUCUGUUUGAGUUACAGCUUUUCUUCUGCCAGCUCAUAGCCCUCUUCGUCCACUACAUCAACAUCUACAAGACAGUGUGGUGGUAUCCACCCUCUCACCCACCCUCCCAUACCUCCCUGAACUUCCACCUGAUCGACUUCAACUUGCUGAUGGUGACCACCAUUGUUCUGGGCCGCCGCUUCAUUGGGUCCAUCGUGAAGGAGGCUUCUCAGAGGGGGAAGGUCUCCCUCUUUCGCUCCAUCCUGCUGUUCCUCACCCGCUUCACCGUUCUCACGGCAACAGGCUGGAGUCUGUGCCGAUCCCUCAUCCACCUCUUCAGGACCUACUCCUUCCUGAACCUCCUGUUCCUCUGCUAUCCGUUUGGGAUGUACAUUCCAUUCCUACAGCUGAACUGUGAUCUCCGUAAGACAAACCUCUUCAGCCACAUGGCCUCCGUGGGGCCCCGGGAGGCAGUCAGUGGCCUGGCAAGAAGUCGGGACUACCUGCUGACACUUCGGGAGACAUGGAAGCAGCACACACGACAGCUAUAUGGCCCAGAAGCCAUGCCCACUCAUGCCUGCUGCCUGUCACCCAGCCUCAUUCGCAGCGAAGUGGAGUUCCUUAAGAUGGACUUCAAUUGGCGCAUGAAGGAAGUGCUCGUCAGCUCCAUGCUGAGUGCCUAUUAUGUGGCCUUUGUACCUGUCUGGUUUGUGAAGAACACACAUUACUACGACAAGCGUUGGUCCUGUGAGCUCUUCCUGCUAGUGUCCAUCAGCACCUCAGUGAUCCUCAUGCAACACCUGCUUCCUGCCAGCUACUGCGACCUGCUGCACAAGGCUGCUGCCCAUUUGGGCUGCUGGCAGAAGGUGGACCCUGCGCUAUGCUCCAACGUGCUACAGCACCCGUGGACUGAAGAAUGCAUGUGGCCGCAGGGCGUACUGGUGAAGCACAGCAAGAAUGUCUACAAGGCAGUGGGCCACUACAAUGUGGCCAUCCCCUCCGAUGUCUCCCACUUCCGGUUCCAUUUUUUUUUCAGCAAACCCUUACGGAUCCUCAACAUCCUCCUCCUGCUGGAGGGUGCUGUCAUUGUCUACCAGCUGUACUCUUUAAUGUCCUCCGAAAAGUGGCACCAGACCAUCUCACUGGCUCUCAUCCUCUUCAGCAACUACUAUGCCUUCUUCAAGCUGCUGCGGGACCGCCUUGUUUUGGGCAAGGCCUACUCCUACUCAGCCAGCCCCCAGAGAGACCUGGAUCACCGAUUCUCCUGAGUCUCAGGGUAACCCCAGGAACAGCAUCCAGGCUUCAGCCAGGAGCUCCCUGGAAAGUGGCUGUUGGGGAGGGUUGAGUGUGGGGUUUAAAAAAAAAAAAAAUCCACCAGAGCUUUGUAUUUUUGUUACGUAUUGUUUCUUUCUUUGAUAAUUGAUGUGACGAGAAAAAAAAAAGUCCUAUUUUUAUAUUCCCAA